AUGAAGCCAAAAGUUAUUCCUAGAGUCAAAAUCAUCAGCAUGGGAAAUGCUGAAGUUGGAAAGAGUUGUAUAAUUAAGAGGUAUUGCGAGAAGAGGUUUGUUAAUAAAUAUCUAGCUACUAUUGGUAUAGAUUAUGGUGUAACUAGGGUAACUAUUAAAGAUAAAGAAGUCAAGGUCAAUAUAUUUGAUAUGGCUGGUCAUCCUAUAUUUUAUGAGGUUCGUAAUGAAUUUUAUCGAGAUACACAAGGAGCGAUAUUGAUAUAUGAUGUAUCAGAGAGAAGUAGUUUUACGGCCCUAGAUGAUUGGAUGAAUGAAAUGAAGAGUGAGAUUGGUAACCAUGGUGAUAUGGACAAUAUGAUUGUAUGUGUGUGUGCUAAUAAGAUUGAUAAAAAGAGGGUAGUGGAUGAAGUUGAAGGGCGUUUAUGGGCUAGUAGUCAUGGUUACCAUUAUUUCGAGACAUCUGCUCAAAGUGGAGAGGGUGUCAAUGAAUUAUUCAAGACAUUGUUAGAAGGAGUAAUAAAUACGAUAGAUAAUGGCGGACAGAAGUUACCGACGGUUACCCAGCUUGGUUACAGUAAAGAACAGAUAGAUGCCAUACAGAGGCUGAAAAAUUCAAAGUCAGAUUACGAACGUCUGGGUUUAACGACGUCUGCUACAAAAGAUGACGUAAACAAAGCGUAUAGGAAACUGGCGGUAUUACUACAUCCUGAUAAAAGCGUGGCGCCAGGAAGUGAGGAGGCAUUUAAAUUACUAGUCGCAGCACGGACUAAUUUAUUGAAGCGAUGCUAGUUUUGUUUUUAAAAGCGUGGACAAAAAUCUCACACAGGCUUUUUAGACAAUGCACCAUUUAUCUUAUCUAAAAUAGCUUAAAGAGAUACAUUCACAAACUGUUUGAACAAUCGUACCUUAAUCUCAGAAACAGGUAUUUUUUAGCUAAACUAAUCAGUAAAAGUGUUCGCAUUUUCACCGCCAAAUUUGCAUUGAAAUCCAUGUGUGUCCAGAAUUAUCUGCGUUUGAAUAUUAAACUGACUAGUGGUUUUUCUUUUAAAGACACUGCCAUAUAUAGACAAGACAUAUAUAGAAAAAGAAAGUAAACUUCUUAGUUAGAGAUAUUUUUGAAGGGAUUAUGCCAUUUUCGUACAAUUCUAGUCCUUCUGAGGACUAUUUAUAUUAUAUUCAAGAUCUAAAUCUACCCCCAAAAAAGCUGACAAUCAAGGAAACAAACACACUUUGUAAGCAAAGCACUUGUUUGCCCAUAAGCUUAAUAGAGUUACUCCCCUUAUUAUCAUUUGUGUCUUAUUAUUAAUCCGUCCAUGUAAUUUUGUUCUAAGAAACUACUCAAUCAAUCGAAAGUUAUGUAACGGCUGUGUACAUAUUCAUUUAUUUAACAUAUUAAAGGGAAGAAAUUGU
Lottia gigantea (owl limpet) is the source of this 1410-nucleotide messenger RNA. RefSeq lists its product as hypothetical. The coding region runs from base 1 to 789 and encodes 262 amino acids. The transcript is spliced from 7 exons. NCBI's taxonomy places the organism in Eukaryota, Metazoa, Mollusca, Gastropoda, Lottiidae. The record is from RefSeq and is a predicted model, not a curated record. Gene Ontology annotation, molecular function: GTPase activity; GTP binding.